AUAAAAUAUUAAUUAUUCUGUGGAGAAAAAGGGUUUAAGAGGAGGUUUAUGAGCAGCCAUGGAAAACUUAACUUCCAAGCUUUCAGAUUCAAACCCUAGCUCCCCCAAUUCAACAAUCUUCACCAUGUCUUCCUCACCGACCCACGAAUCAAAAUCCAAAAUUGAACCGACCCACGAAUCAAAAUCUGAAAUUGAAGAGACCCAUGAAGCUGAAACGAGUGAAACCCAAAAACCUAAGGAGGAAGACCAAGAAGAAGUUGGAAACGAGGAGGAAGAAGAGGAGGAGGGUGAAUGUGGGUUUUGCUUGUUUAUGAAAGGGGGAGAUUGUAGAGACUCUUUUAUUGACUGGGAAAAAUGUAUUGAAGAAGGGGAGAAGAACAAAGAGGAUAUAGUGGAAAAGUGUUUUGAGGUUACUUCUGCUUUGAGGAAGUGUAUGGAGGUGCACUCUGACUAUUAUGCUCCUAUAUUACAAGCUGAGAAAGCUGCAGGGGCUGAAUUGGAGAAGGAGAAGGAGAAGCAGAAGGAUGAAGGCAACGACACCAAAUUGGAAGGGAGUUCAAAUAGUUCUUAGCUAAAGCAGAGGCUAGUAAGUCUACAGAAUCAGAAAAAAAUGAUCUUUUUUUGCUUGGGAUGUUAUAGGUGAUUUUGAUUAUUAAAAAGUGGAAAUUGGGAGAUUCUUUUGAAUUGAGGGAAGAGAAUAGUCCACUAAAUUGUACUGAAGUUGCCUCAAAUUUUAACAUUAUAUGUUUUCUCAUGAACUGAAUAAUUUGUUGCAUUUUGUCUCUGUGUCUUUUGUAUACUCGGCGAAAUUUGGUGUAAACUAUAGUUUCUUCUGAUUUAUGAUAUAACGAUGCUGGAAUGAGCAGAAGAUAUCUUCCAGCUAUGACCUUCAACUCUUGAUCUGCAAUUUCUGUCAUUUUUUUUCGAUAAAUAAGAAUUUGAUGUUAGUUUA
This is a messenger RNA of Solanum pennellii, 952 nucleotides long. Its product is annotated as cytochrome b-c1 complex subunit 6-like. The coding region runs from base 59 to 571 and encodes 170 amino acids. The record is from RefSeq and is a predicted model, not a curated record. The transcript has a single exon. NCBI's taxonomy places the organism in Eukaryota, Viridiplantae, Streptophyta, Magnoliopsida, Solanales, Solanaceae.